GGGCUCACUUAUGAUAUUACUGACCCUUUGACUCACAGGCUGCAGCGUAUUUUGUGCUAGAAAUUUACGAGCCUCUUUUCACCAUGGCACUCAAGCCAGAUUUCCUAGAUGAGGAUGCUGUCAUUCUCGAGUUGAUUCCUGGAUUUCCCUCCCAGGAGUUUGACGGCACUUCUGCAUUUCAAAACAACGCGGACAUCCUUGACAUAUUGCAUCACAAUGUGAGCAAGAGGUUCCUCGAUUUUAUCAAGCGUACAUCACCGGAGAUUCGUACAAAUAUUCUUGCUCAAAUACCAACCAGGAGAGUGGCAGAACACAACGAUCUAAACUCAGAUGGGCAUUUCAAGAAAAGUCCCCAUCGUAUGCAAGAUUACUCUACUCUCUAUGGUAAUCUACAGUUUUCACCUAUCAAGUACUCCAUUCAGGUCACCAGCAAAGGCAGUUUCAACGAGGGCAAACGUCUUAAAACUCGAGAUGCGCAGCGAAGACAAGAAAAAAAACAAUGGGCAUCGUUUAUGUCGAGAACGACUAUCCAACUAGCUUUGCCCGGUCUUAUGUCGUCAAGAGGAGCGAAUCUUCAUGCUGUGUAUUGGGAAAGAUUGAGACAGUUGUUAAUGACGCAAUGCUUGUGCUAUGAAACUACAGAUGAUGUGCCGGAUCAUUUGGGCAUUCGGGAAAUGUUUGCUAUGGAGGAAUAGUAGCUAGCGUAUGGAAUGUUGGGAUUCAGUCAAGGGCGUUUCUGUGUUUGGAUAGUAGAAGUUAAGAUAUUGGGAUAUAUCCCUCAUUGGACAAUCACUUUUCUAUCGACAUAGCUGAUUCAUCAAUUGCAAUCAACCGCACUACACA
Botrytis cinerea B05.10 is the source of this 843-nucleotide messenger RNA. RefSeq lists its product as hypothetical. Lineage: Eukaryota; Fungi; Ascomycota; Leotiomycetes; Helotiales; Sclerotiniaceae. The transcript has 4 exons. The coding region runs from base 84 to 695 and encodes 203 amino acids. The record is from RefSeq and is a predicted model, not a curated record.